This is a messenger RNA of Ciona intestinalis (vase tunicate), 1869 nucleotides long. The record is from RefSeq. NCBI's taxonomy places the organism in Eukaryota, Metazoa, Chordata, Ascidiacea, Phlebobranchia, Cionidae.
AUUUGAGUAUAAAUUGUAUAGACAAAUAUUAAGAAAGCAACUUUUCGAAUAAUGGUACUAGUUGACCGGCACAUUAGUCCACCGACGGCCGCAAUGAACCCUGCAUUCCCCCCACCGACCCACGCUCCCACUGCACAAGAUAUGAUGGACGUGCCUUCGAUGUACGAAAACCUUUACCAGGCCGGGAACGUUCACAUGGCGGGAACUCGGGCGUCGCAUUCCGGCCAUUAUUCACUCGAUUACUCGGGAGGCGCGACGGCGAGUCCAUAUCACCUUUGGGCAGCUGCGGCCACAAACCCAUACAACUCAUCUUACAUGCAAGGAUAUGGACCAAGUCACCACCAUGCAGCAGCCGUUGCGGCGGCGGGGCAGCGACAACUUUUCGGGCACCAUACACCGUCUCACCCCUCGUCCGGUUUUGGGACUGACUUCCCGUGGCUUUCACUGUCGAGUCAAACCGAAUUGUUCAAGAUGGUCCGACCGCCCUAUUCCUACUCUGCUUUAAUUGCGAUGGCAAUACAGAACUCUAAGGAGAAAAAACUAACUCUAUCCAGCAUAUACUUAUACGUGGCGGAAAAUUUUCCGUUUUAUAAACGCAGCAGAGCUGGCUGGCAGAAUUCAAUCCGGCACAACCUUUCACUUAAUGAUUGUUUCAAGAAGGUGGCAAGAGACGAGGAUGACCCGGGAAAAGGGAAUUAUUGGUCGCUUGAUCCGAACUGCGAGAAAAUGUUCGACAACGGAAACUUCAGGCGAAGAAGGAAACGAAGAGACCAAGGAGGGGAGUCAAAACCGGACAGACCGGAGGAUUUCAAUCUUCCAAGAAUUCCGCAUUGCUAUUCAACAGCCGCCUCAUACGCCGCGUCAUCCCUCUCGCAUAAGUUCACUGAUGAAAUCGACUCCUCAUCUUACUCGGAGAUGGAGCGAAGGGAAGAGUCGAAUAUGCAUCCUCAUCUCUCGCAUGCAUCACCUAUUGGUGGGACUUCAGAGCAAGGGAGCAACAUUCGAGGAGGAGAGAUGGCGAUCCACGAUCCCAAUCCUCUAACAUCCCCGCAACAACAGCAAGCACACAGCAGCACACGAUCCGAGGGCUCUAACGUUGAUAUGAUGGGACACGAUGUUGAGCAGUCUUACCAAACGCCAACGGUCGCCCAGCACUCAAUGAAUGCGGCGACUAACGAGACUCGACUCCCAGCCUCUGUUGCAGCUAGCAUGCUGCCUGACUUCCGCAUUGCAAACGGACAAUCCCAAUACUGCUCAGGAAACCCCGCACCGACCGCACAUCAUUCCCAAGGUGCGGCGACGACAUACGCAAGCAACUACGCCCUCUCAGCCACAGCGACACACAUCUCUCCGCAAUCGCAAUAUCACCCGCAUUUCAACCCAGCCCAAAGCCAGCGACCAUUUAACUUUACAGUAAAUAACCUUAUCCAUCGACCCUACCCCCGAAUUUAACACCUGGAAGUCAUCCAAUUUAAAUUAUGAACGAAUCUGUUGCAGUCGUUCGGUGCUGGCACCGAUUUCUGUUAAACGUUCAGGAAAUGACGUCAUGGGUCAAGUAGGAAAUGCCGCGAAUUAAUCGAGCGGAACGGGCGGUGAGCUAGAAUCAACCUUGACUUUUCAGUAGUUAUACUUGGCGUGCUGUAUCCGAUUACAAUGACGUUAUUUCACAUCGAAGUGUUGAUGUAUUCCAUCCAACACAUCACUCAAAAGUUAUGCCCUCACUCAAACUACACCGCAGCUAACACGGUUAUCAUCGUAUAUGAGGGACUUUGUACAAUUAUGUUCUUAUUAAAUAUCUAUGUUUUGCACGUUCGUUCCCAACGUACACGGGUAUAUUGAAACUAAGUGCAAAUAAAUACUCAUUAUCAA